AUGGAUCUCGCCAGCCUAAUCACCCCGGGACCUACUCCCUUCGCAUCUCGUCCGCCUCGAGCUUCCUACAGUCCCCCGGCUUCUUCGUCCGGUUCAUACAAGGCCCCUAAUGAGCCUCAUUAUACGGGGUCAUACUUCCCCGCCAUGCCUACUGCGACUCCAGUGACCACCACUACUUCCUACUCGCGCUCGCCGCAACCGCCUCUCUCUCCUCCCGUCGAGGACCAGCCCAAGUGCUCUCUCCCUUCCAUCUCCACCCUUCUCGGUGCCGCAGACAGCGCCCCAAUGCCCCCAGCUAAGCGCCAGCGCCUCAGUACCCCCGCGCGCAGAGAAUCCGAUAGCUGGCUCCAGACAACACCAUGCCUGCCUCCGACCCCCCCGUUGCGUCCAGGCUCCGGCUUCCACAGCAGCGGCCACCGCUCGCCAUCAUCCAACAAGCCCACCGAAUCGGCGCCCUUCCCGCAACAGCCCCCCGUGACGCUCCCCAGUCCCACCGAGCGCUCCUCCAUCUCCAGCCAGGGCUCCGCGCACGCGCCGUACGCUUCGCCCGCCCCCAGCGUCGCCUCGUACUCGUCUCCCGUCGAGCCCUCCCCGGCUCCCUCCACGCUGUACUACCAGCGCCCCGCCGCGCCUCCAGCGCCUUCCGCCGCCGCCGCUGCUCCCGCUCCCGCGCAGCCCUUGAUCUCCCCCGUCACCCCGGCCUGGCAGCACCACCACUACUUCCCGCCCUCCAGCUCCACCCCCUACCAGCAGAACCAUGACCGGUACAUCUGCCGUACCUGCCACAAGGCAUUCUCGCGCCCCUCGAGUCUGCGCAUCCAUUCGCACAGUCACACCGGCGAGAAGCCCUUCCGCUGCACCCACGCCGGCUGCGGCAAGGCCUUCAGCGUCCGCAGCAACAUGAAGCGCCAUGAGCGCGGAUGCCACAGCGGCCGUCCGGUUGCUACCGCUAUGGUAUGA
This is a messenger RNA of Aspergillus terreus NIH2624, 960 nucleotides long. Its product is annotated as C2H2-type zinc finger protein. The transcript has 2 exons. Lineage: Eukaryota; Fungi; Ascomycota; Eurotiomycetes; Eurotiales; Aspergillaceae. Gene Ontology annotation, cellular component: nucleus. Bases 1 to 960 code for a protein of 319 amino acids. The record is from RefSeq and is a predicted model, not a curated record. Gene Ontology annotation, molecular function: DNA-binding transcription activator activity, RNA polymerase II-specific; RNA polymerase II cis-regulatory region sequence-specific DNA binding. Gene Ontology annotation, biological process: regulation of transcription by RNA polymerase II.